Solea solea (common sole) is the source of this 3847-nucleotide messenger RNA. RefSeq names its product DENN domain containing 11 (gene dennd11). The transcript is spliced from 9 exons. Bases 1 to 1479 code for a protein of 492 amino acids. The record is from RefSeq and is a predicted model, not a curated record. NCBI's taxonomy places the organism in Eukaryota, Metazoa, Chordata, Actinopteri, Pleuronectiformes, Soleidae. Gene Ontology annotation, cellular component: cytoplasm.
AUGGUGGAGCAGUCUGAUCGAGCUCCACUGUUGGACUGGGAGGAGAUCCCACCGCCAGACCCUAACCAGGCGGGCCCGACGCCGUCACAGCCGCGGGAGGAAGACGCUCCGGCGGAGAAAAGUUCGCAGACAGUGGGGACCGUGGCUGGUACUGCAGUCUCCACCUGCAGCCCGGCUAGCAGUGUGACAGCUGUUGUUGUCAGCGGGGACGGAAGCCCGGUCCCUCCGCGGACAGAGCUCCGUGGGCAGACGUUGGCUCGACCCGAGGCUCUUGGUACAGCUCGUCAUGUUCCUUUCCCCGGCCUCUCAAUGAGAGAUCAGUGGGAGGAAAAGGAUCAGAUAGUGGCCGUGUUUGUCGUUACCUUUGAUACCAGAUCAGGGAACAUGGUAGAGUGGUGCCUGCCUCAUGACAUCAACCUAGAGGGAGUUGAAUUCAAGUCAAUGGCCAGCGGCUCCCAUCGGAUCACCAGUGACUUUAUAUAUUUCCGAAAGGGCUGUUACUUCGGGCUGGCUUGUUUCGCUAACAUGCCCGUGGAGAGUGAACUGGAGAGAGGAGCGAGGAUGAAGUCGGUGGGAAUUCUGUCUCCGUCCUACACUCUGCUUUACCGCUACAUGCACUUCCUGGAGAAUCAAGUCAGGCACCAGUUGCAGUGUCCGGGUCAGUAUUCUCCACUCGAGGCCUUCUACGAGGAUAAGAAGGCUGUCCUUCCACCUUCAGGAAAUGGCCUGGUCACUGCUUGUCCAACCUGGAGUGUUACCACCAUCAACCGCUGCAUGCACCCAGAAAUGAAGAUCACCCACCCGGCUGGCUGCAUGUCUCAGUUCAUCCAGUUUUUCGGCGAGCAGAUCUUGGUGCUGUGGAAGUUUGCCUUGCUGAGGAAACGUAUCCUCAUCUUCUCCCCUCCACCUGUAGGUGUGGUCUGCUAUAGGGUGUAUUGCUGUUGCUGUCUGGCCAACGUGUCUCUGCCAGGAAUCGGUGUCUCUGUUCCUGAACUGCGGCCUUUCUUCUACAUCAAUGUAGCCGACAUCCCUGCCCUGGAAACAGAGAUGUCAUAUGUGGCCUGUACCACAGAGAAGAUCUUCGAGGAGAAGAAGGAGCUGUACGAUGUCUACAUCGAUAACCAGAAUGUGAAAACACACAGAAGCCAUUUGCAGUCACUGCUACGUCUGAAUGCAGCAGAUAAGGAGAAGUACAGGAAACUGAGUGAACAAAGGCAAACGUUGCUGUACAAUCAGGAGGUGGAUGGAGACUGCACGUCAAGUGAAGAGGAUCUUUUUAUUCUGUUCUUCAUGGAGCUGAAUAACCGCAUCUUCCAGACACUGUCUGAGGUCGCAGGGAGCACUGACCCCACCCUGACCGCUGAGCAUGUGAGAGCCAUGGGGCUGGAUCCCCAGGGCGACCGCUCCUUCCUGGUUGACCUGCUGGAGGUGUACGGUUUUGACAUUACCCUGGUCAUAGACAACCUCUGUUGCACCUGAGUCUUGGAAAGUGAGGACCUCACUGGAUUAUCUGUGCCUUCAAGGCCCACGAACGCACUCCACCAAGACACUGAAGACACUGCCUCCACCCUGGGGCUUCAUCUGUUGCCUGCUGUCUCCUCCUGGCUGUGUGUCUCCCUUCUGUGUGCGUCUCUUCUGACCUGUAGACGAGACCUGUUUCCAACCUGUGUGGGUAAUGAAGGCACUCAACAUUACCCAGUGUCUACCGUGGCUAAUGAUCUUCUGUCAGACAGACAGUGGCUGCUUGACAGCUGCAAGUCCUUUUAGCCAUUCAUGUCUUACAUCGGUCCAUACCGGAGUUUGUGUGUGUGCUUGUCUGUCUUAGAUUCCUCCUGAAGUGGCUAGAGUUCAAGCACUGGAUUGAAACUUAAAAUAUUUUUUGAUCAGGCAUGGUAAUAGCAGGGUGAUUAGUCAUUCUCCAAUAGUCUCAUCCCGGCGAAGAAAGAAGGUGAAACCUUCACAAUCCUGUAGUGGAAAUUGAUUGAUCUCUUUAAUUGGAAAUUGUAGCCUCUAUAGGUGUGUGAGACAACUUCUGCUGUAAUACCAUACAUAGGUGUCUUGCUAUAGUAUAAAGCUACUACUGGAAACUUUUUGAUUCAUUAAUUUGCCUUCCGGAAAAAGUAGCACGAGUCUGUGUCGGCUAAAGUAUCCACCUUUUGAUGUAUAUUUAGCCUCACAGUCGUCUGCUUAUUUCGACUGACAGUGAACGGUGAGUUGAAACAAAAAUGUCGAGUGUGAUAUUCUCUUUUGAUAAAAGGGUAGGGUUGAUUAUUCGAAAAGGACAAGCUGUUUGUAAUGACUUCACUUUUUAGGCACCGUCAACAUGAGGUGGAUGUGACGGUGUCUCCAUUUGAUCAAACGGAGAAGGGGAAUAUACUGGAAAUGCUUUUGUCUCGUUAUAUGUCUUAAAUUGUUAAACUACUUAUCCUGAAUGCUGCACCAUGUCCACCAUGGGACUUUUUCCUGAUGCAUAUAAUGAUCAUGCUAAUUAUAGUGUUGUUGUUUUUUUUUUUUUUUUUUAUUACUGAUAUGUCUAUGACAAAGUUUGAGCCAGCAAGUGAUUGUAGAGUGGAGCGGGGUUUGUGUGCAUAUGUGUGGGUUGUUGCAAUAGGGUAUACAGGUUUUUUCUGUGUACAGAGUUUGAAUCAUCAGCAGGAGAUAAUGGUGAAUGGGGAGUCCUUGAUGGAGCGGUUUGUAGUUUACUCAAUGGUCGGCUUCAAAGACAGUGUCUCCACUUUUCUGUGUCCGUGACAAAGGCCUUUUUGUGUUGUUGGAGGUCUGGUAACGUCACAUUGAAGGCUGAGCCGGACAAAAAGGCCCCCCCGCGCCCGUCUGUUUUAGCAGAGGCCUUCUAUCCUUUUCGUCACAGUCCCUUUCAAUGAAUUCAGCUCAAGAGACAGUGUCUUUAAAUGACUCCUGGCAGACUGCUUCAGAUCAUCCAUCACGUUGCCUAUCAAAGUGAUCAUUUGUUCCAUAUUGGAACCCAAGGCUGAAAUUCGCCUUGUAUGAAUUAAAAGUAGUGAUUCUCAUUUUUUUUUAUUAUCAGAAACAUAUCUUUAAUUACCUUUGUCCUGGACUAUGCUGUUGGUACUGUGUCUUGUGUAAAAGUAUAUUUAGAGCCACUGGAAACCGGAGUAAAAUCCUUGUAUGUACAAACACACAUUAAGCUGAUUGUAAUUAUGUUUGCGACACUUUCCAACACUGCUCCUUCGAGGGCCUUGUCCACAUGUUGAAGUUUAAGAAUAUCAAGAGGGACAAAGUGUUUGUGUAUUUGGACGAAAAAUGUCACUUAGGUUUUCUCAUUUUAAACGGGUCCUUAAAGAAAUGUGACUUUCUCUAAUCUAAAGUGACUGACUCAAUAACUGUAUGUUCGUCAGCAAUAUUUGCUCAAAGAUUAAGCUUAAGCACUGCUGGGUGACCUUAUCCUCUGUUUGCUUGUCAUAAGACAUGUUUUCUUGCCCCUGACAGCAUUUACUUUACAGGUGUAUGUUAGAUGUAAAGGGGAAUGUACACACUCACACAGCACUGUAUAAAAUGCCUUCUUUGUGAAGUCCUUCACAGAUGUUUAUCGGCGUCCGCGACGACGGAAUCGUUUGUACUGCGUGUCACUCCACUGAUUGUCACAGACAGCAAAAGUAUUGCACACAUACAGCAGCACAUCCAAAUAGUGUACCCGUUUCCUUCUCGACUGUAACGUAUUUAGAAAUAACACCUAACUUUUCACCUUUACUAAUGUGAAACACUGUAAGAGAUGUCAGUAAUGUACACAUGAACUCAUUAGCAUGAGCAACUGCUUACUUCACUGUACUGCCUUUGUAAAACAAUAAAUACUGUUAUCUGCUAUUAA